UCGCGAGACUCGGCCACAGCGCCCCCUCCCUGUGUUAAUGCGGAGAGAAGGGAGGAGAAGCGUUUAGCGCUAGCAGCUUUUUCAAACACAAACACAUUUCAAUAUCGCGCUCUGAGUCGCAUUUUCCUCCGGAGAAGCCCGGAACGCAGCACGCGGACGUUAUUUACGGUCCUUUUCACCGGGAUCGUGCGGGUGAAGGCGGCUGGGAGCAGCGGAAGCCGCGGGAGAGACGCUGAGGGAAGAAAAGCGGCCUGUUUUGUUCCUGAUCUCCGGAGCCGCAGCUCGCGCGCUCGGUCCAACACAUCGCUCCGUUUUUGUGUAAUUUUCUCUCCUCCUGCGGUGUUCGCUUUCGCCGUUUUGGAGAUUUAAUCGCAUGCAUUGUGUGCUCGUGUGUGCUGUGAGCGAGGCGGCGGUGCUGCUGGUUAGCGAGCGGAACCGAUUUUCGGCGCUUCGGGAGAACUUGUAGAAAAAGCGGCCUGUUUUGUUUUUGCACGAGCGGCGCCAUGAACAAUAACACACACCGGGCUUAACGAGCUUCCUCUGCUUCCGCUCUCCGGUGUGCACGCGACAAACCUCGGCUGGAUUGUGGGAAAUAAUCCGGAGCAGUGUGUGUGUGUGUGUGUGUGUGAGAAGCGGAGUACAGGAUCCGGAGAUCCGGCGGUGUGAGCUCGGGAGCUCCGGUUCUGCGGCGUGACACGGGACUCUCGGGACGCGGUAUCUCGCGCCUCUCUCUCUGCUCCUCGUUUCGGAUGUAUUUGGGACGCAGCCGGAGCGCGUGCACUGCAUUUCUCCGGUGAUGAUGAUUAUUUUUGCGUAUUUCCUGCCAUGGAAGCGAGAGCGCGCGUGCACGGCGUAACGGCGGUGGACGUGCUAUGUGUGGAGGAGAGACGUUUCUGCGACAUCACGCCGCACGUGUGAACAUUUUAAUCCCGAACUGACUGCAAAGUCGUGCAUCAAAUACGCGCUCGUGCGCUGCGCGAUUAUUAAUUCUGAGCUCCUCAGCAGCGCUCGAUCAGAGACUGUGUGUGUGUGUGUGUGUUUGAGAGUGUGUGUGUGUGUGUGAGAGAGUGUGUGUGUGGUGUGUGAGAGUGUGUGUGUGUGUGUGUGUGUGUGAGUGAGUGAGAGUGUGUUUUCCCCCCUCAUCCUGACCCCCCCUCUCCCCCCUGUGCGGACAUGAACCCGGUAAACGCGACGGCUCUGUACGUGUCCGCGUGCCGCUCGGUGCUGCGCUGCGACCCCCGGGACCCGCAGGCUUUAUCCGAGCUCUACAAGCUGCUGCCGUUCUUCAGACAGUCUCUGUCCUGCCUGGUGUGCGGGAAUUUGCUCCAGGAUCCGAUCGCUCCGACCAACUCCUCGUGCCAGCAUUACGUGUGCAAAGCGUGCAAGGGAAAGAAGAUGAUGAUGAAGCCGUCGUGCAGCUGGUGUAAAGACUACGAGCAGUUCGAGGAGAACAAGCAGCUGUGUAUUCUGGUGGACUGCUAUAGGAAGUUGUGCGAGUACAUCGUGGGUUCUCCUCUCGCCAAGCACAUUUCCAGUGAAGUGGGCGGAGCCCCGGACAUCCUGGCUCUGCUGCACGAGGGUCUCUCGUCGGACAAGACGGGAGACGAGGGUUUCUCACUGAACCUGACGCAGCACUCUCCUGCUCCUUCGAGCUCGGACACGCCUCCUGAGGAGCACCAGUCCCCGUGCUCGUCUGAGAUCAAGCAGCAGCCGCCGAGCCCGCUGGGAGUAAACGGCCUUCAGGACUGUAACGGGUUGAGCAACAUGGACGAGCUGACGGCCGGCUUGCCCUCGCCUCACACCAGCAUGACGGUGGAGGUGGGCAGCGAGGUGGUGAAGCAGGAGAACUUCAGCAGUGAGAUUCCGGUGUGCGGGACCGGAGAGGAGCUCUGUGCCUCCAGCAUGGAUAUGUGUCAGUUUGGAGAGGAUAUAAAACAUGCAGGCGGGACUCUUUUACUGAGCGUGGAGGAGGUGCUUAGGACUCUGGAGCCUGAUCCCGUUUCUCAGGUGGAGUGUUCUGCUAUUCUCCAGCCGAGCCUCGGGGCUUCAGGGAAUAUAAACGGACCCUUUGGAUGUUCCGCCGUCUCGGCUGACGCUUCCCGGCCGCUUCCCUCGCUUCCCCUUGACUCUGCAGGGGUGUUGGCUCCACAGCAUCCUCAUCACAACCCGCAGCCGUCCUCUGGAAUUUCCUGUUCCGCCGUAACUCUCAGAGUUCCACGCUCGAACCGCAAACGCUCACGUUCUGAGAGCGACAGCGAGAAGAUCCAGCCCCUGCCCAUUUCCACCAUCAUCAGAGGGCCGGCUCUCGGCGCCUCGGUGCCCGUUGCUAUAAAGUGUGAACCUAAAGCUCCGACACUCGCCACGCCCAACAUGGCCGCCGUCCCGAACGGUGGAGGACUUCCCAAAGUGGGAAAAGCUCUGAUAGUGCCCAGUAAACCCGUCAAAAAGAGUAUCGAGCAGCAUGGACCUAAAAAGGCGUACGCAAAGUCGAAACAGAGCGCCCCGAAAACGAAAGACAAGACGAAAGAGCGACUGGUGAGUAAUCCUCUGGUGCCGGGGAGUCCCACGAAGGUGGUGUACAAGAAACCGCAGGAGAAGAAGGGCUGUAAAUGUGGCAGGGCCACCCAAAACCCAAGUGUUCUUACAUGUCGGGGUCAGCGCUGCCCCUGCUACUCCAACCGCAAGGCCUGUCUGGACUGCAUAUGCCGCGGCUGCCAGAACUCCUACAUGGCCAACGGCGAGAAGAAACUGGAAGCGUUUGCGGUGCCGGAGAAAGCCCUGGAGCAGACGAGGCUCACGCUGGGCAUCAACCUCACCAGCAUCGCGAUGAAGAACCCCGGCGGCAGCGGGACUCCCGGCACGCUGAACGUCACCUCGGCGGCAGGUUCGCCCAUGGCCUCGUUCCUGGCAGCCGGGCCUCACGAGGACGAGGCGCUGGACAUGAGGUUUGACUGUUGAGCCGUGCACAAUGCUCUUAUCGUCGUGUGAACCCUUAUUCCUUAUUCCAGGCCGGCUCACUCGCGUCCCGGAGACGAGCCAGCGGAGUCGUCAAUAAGGCAGCUACUGUGAUUCUGUUCCAGUUCAUGUUAUUGAAUUAGUCAUUGCUGAAGCCUGUGCCUAUAAAUCACUUGUAACAUUUUUUUCUUUUUUUAUUAUUUUAUUUUAUUGUCUUACACACUAUUGUGACUUGAGUCAUGUUACUGUAAGUUGGAAUUCUGUUGUUUUUUUUCCAUUUCAGUACAAGUGAUCUAUACGGCAUGAACUUUAGCAAAGAGAUGCCUGACCUCGUUGUUGAGGGUCAUGUUAUGUGGAUUUGUGGGUGAUUUUCAGUUCGUAGGCUAGAAGACGAGACCUGUUGGAUGAAAUGGUACCUGCUACGUCAGUAGAGACUGGUUGUAUUUAUAAGCUUUUUUGUACACCGACUUAUGAAUCCCGAUUUAAAAGUACAUUUUAUGAUAUUUUUUAAGUUACAUUAACAACAUUUGCAGUAUUUAUUGGGCAUCACUUAACAUAGAUUGCGGGCCAUCUAGGGCUUCAUCAGGAUUUCUACAGAUGCAAUUCACUGAGAUGCAGUAUGUUCGGUUUCUGUCUAAAUUAUGUUGCGGUCCUGUUUGUGCUAGUUUAUGCUGUCUAAAACUGUUUUUUUCCUUUGGGCAUUUAAAUACCUGUAAUAUAAAUGUAACAUAUUUCCACAAAAAAUCAAAACCUGACUCGUGUCUUUUUUUUUUUUC
Pangasianodon hypophthalmus (striped catfish) is the source of this 3731-nucleotide messenger RNA. RefSeq names its product MSL complex subunit 2b (gene msl2b). The record is from RefSeq and is a predicted model, not a curated record. Gene Ontology annotation, cellular component: MSL complex. Gene Ontology annotation, molecular function: ubiquitin protein ligase activity. The transcript has 2 exons. Bases 1174 to 2958 code for a protein of 594 amino acids. Lineage: Eukaryota; Metazoa; Chordata; Actinopteri; Siluriformes; Pangasiidae.